AUGAAAUUCUACGACGCCCAAGCUCCCAAUCCCUACGCAGUCCGCCUAUUUGUUCUUGAGCGCGGCGGCCUAGAGUUCGAUGUCCAAACCAUCGACAUCAUGAACCUAGAGAACCGGCGGCUCGCAUACCGCAGCGUGAACCCGCGAGGCGAAGUCCCAGCCUUGGAUAUCGAUGGCUUCGUUUUGACUGAAAUUACCGCGAUAUGCGAAUAUCUCGACGAAGUCGCCAGGGGAGGCAAAUCGCUGUUCGGCGACACCGCGCUCGAGCGAGCUGAGACCAGGAUGUGGCUUCGCAGAAUGGAUCUCGAAUUGGCUCAGCCUAUUAUUGCCUGGUAUCGAAACGACCCCGAUACCAUUGACUUCUACAAGGGCAACCGGAUUCCAGCACCUGAGGCACGUGUAGUCCAAAAAGUCACUAUCAACCAGUUCCUGAACCUCCUAGACGAUCAGCUUGAAGGCAAGGAAUACCUAUGUGGAUCGCGAUUCUCAGCUGCCGAUAUUCACUUUUAUGGACUCCUCAAGAUGAUGGUUAUGCAGGUCGCACAGUGGGUCCUCAGCCCUGGGCGUGAAAACGUGGUGGCAUACUUUGAAAGGAUGGACGCGCGAAAUGCUAGUCAGCAGGCUCUUGCGCCAUUCGGAUCGAAAGUUUAUGUGGAUUAUCCGGGGUGACUUUACGUCGCUGAACUAAUUCCCAGCAAGUCUAUGCUAAAAGACUUGUGUACCUUUGUUUAUUGCAUGGUUUAUGAUAUUAUAUGCCAAGCUUAUCCAUUUAUAGACCAGGUUUACGGUAUAAAAUAGAUCAUGGGGUUUCUCUUUUACUUAUGGAUCUACC
This is a messenger RNA of Fusarium oxysporum Fo47, 832 nucleotides long. RefSeq names its product glutathione S-transferase. The transcript is spliced from 2 exons. Bases 1 to 669 code for a protein of 222 amino acids. The record is from RefSeq and is a predicted model, not a curated record. Lineage: Eukaryota; Fungi; Ascomycota; Sordariomycetes; Hypocreales; Nectriaceae.